AUGACCCUGAAAAGCAAAGGCUGUGUCUCCGCACUCCACUCUCUGCCUCGGAGUUGCAUGGAAGUUCAGAAGAAGAAUCCAGAAGCCGAAAAUGGUCUGUACUUACUCCGCACUGAGGAUGGGGUCCUCUACCAGACCUUCUGUGACAUGACCAUGGAUGGAGGUGGCUGGACGCUGGUGGCCAGCAUACACGAGAACAACAUGAAUGGGAGGUGCACAGUGGGGGACUGCUGGUCCAGCCAGCAGGGCAACCGAGCAGACACCCCCAAGGGGGACAACAACUGGGCCAACUUCAACACCUUUGGGUCUGCAGUCGCAGUCACCAGCGACGACUACAAGAACCCCGGCUACUACGACAUCCAGGCGGGGGACCUGGCCAUCUGGCAUGUCCCCAACAAUACCCCGCUGAAAUCCUGGAGGAGCAGCUCUCUGCUGAGGUACUUCACCUUCUCAGGCUUCUUAAAGAGAUUCGGAGACAAUCUGUUUGGCCUCUACCAGAAAUACCCCGUCCAGUACAACAUCGGCAGGUGUUGGCACGACAACGGCCCCGACAUUCCCGUGGACUAUGACUAUGGGAGUCCCCAGAAAACCGCCUCCUACUACUCCCCUAUUGGUCAAAAUGAAAUCGAUGCUGGAUUUAUCCAAUUCCGGGUGUUUAAUAACGAGAGAGCAGCCAACGCCCUGUGUGCGGGGAUAAGAGUGACGGGAUGCAACACGGAACACCACUGCAUCGGAGGAGGGGGCUUCUUCCCGGAGGCCAACCCCAGGCAGUGCGGGGACUUCUCCGGCUUCGACUUUAGCGGUUAUGGGACUCACAGUGGAAGCAGCAACAGCCGCAACAUCACCGAGGCGGCCGUGCUGCUCUUCUACCGCUGA
Sorex fumeus (smoky shrew) is the source of this 876-nucleotide messenger RNA. RefSeq names its product intelectin-1b-like. Lineage: Eukaryota; Metazoa; Chordata; Mammalia; Eulipotyphla; Soricidae. The coding region runs from base 1 to 876 and encodes 291 amino acids. The transcript is spliced from 6 exons. Gene Ontology annotation, molecular function: oligosaccharide binding. The record is from RefSeq and is a predicted model, not a curated record.